Molecule: messenger RNA, 1847 nt
Organism: Nothobranchius furzeri (turquoise killifish)
Lineage: Eukaryota; Metazoa; Chordata; Actinopteri; Cyprinodontiformes; Nothobranchiidae
Gene: ruvbl2
Product: RuvB-like AAA ATPase 2
Biological process (GO): box C/D snoRNP assembly; regulation of transcription by RNA polymerase II; chromatin remodeling
Cellular component (GO): R2TP complex; Swr1 complex; NuA4 histone acetyltransferase complex
Molecular function (GO): ATP hydrolysis activity; DNA helicase activity; ATP binding
Source: RefSeq, a predicted model, not a curated record
UAACAACGCUCCCCCAUGUGCCCCUGUGAAAAAAAAAACUACUUGUUUCUAGUCGGACGCAUUUGCUUGGUGCACUUUCAGAAAGGAGCGCCUCGUUCUCACGUUUCGGUGAGUGUAGUGGUGCAGAUGGCGGCUACAAAGGUUCCAGAGGUUCGUGAUAUCACACGGAUUGAAAGAAUUGGGGCCCAUUCUCACAUUCGGGGCCUUGGCCUGGAUGAUGCUUUGGAGCCAAGACAGGUUUCUCAGGGGAUGGUUGGGCAGCUGGCUUCCCGUCGGGCAGCAGGGGUCAUCUUGGAGAUGAUCAAAGACGGCCACAUUGCUGGCAGGGCGGUCCUGAUCGCUGGCCAACCUGGCACGGGAAAGACUGCCAUUGCAAUGGGCAUCGCACAGUCUCUCGGCUCAGACACGCCCUUCACAGCUCUGGCUGGUAGCGAGAUCUUCUCCCUGGAAAUGAGCAAGACCGAGGCACUGAGCCAAGCUUUUAGAAAAGCCAUUGGAGUGAGGAUCAAAGAGGAGACGGAGAUUAUUGAAGGAGAGGUUGUGGAAAUCCAGAUUGAUAGACCGGCCACCGGAACGGGUGCAAAAGUAGGCAAGCUGACUCUAAAGACGACAGAGAUGGAGACUAUCUAUGACCUGGGCAACAAGAUGAUUGACAGUCUCAGUAAGGAGAAGGUUCAAGCUGGAGAUGUUAUUACAAUUGAUAAAGCCACUGGGAAAAUCAGCAAGUUGGGUCGCUCCUUCACCAGAGCCCGAGACUACGACGCCAUGGGCGCUCAGACCCAGUUUGUCCAAUGUCCGGAGGGAGAGCUGCAGAAGAGAAAGGAGGUGGUACAUACGGUGUCCCUCCAUGAGAUCGAUGUCAUCAACAGUCGCACCCAGGGCUUCCUGGCUCUCUUCUCCGGAGACACCGGAGAGAUCAAGUCCGAGGUCCGGGAGCAGAUAAAUGCCAAAGUGUGCGAGUGGAGGGAAGAAGGCAAGGCAGAGAUUAUUCCCGGAGUGUUGUUUAUCGAUGAGGUCCAUAUGCUGGACAUGGAGUGCUUUUCCUUCCUGAACCGGGCCUUGGAGAGUGACCUUUCUCCUGUUCUCAUCAUGGCAACCAACAGAGGCAUCACCCGAAUCCGUGGCACCAAUUAUCAGAGCCCUCAUGGAAUCCCCAUCGACCUGCUGGACCGCCUGCUCAUCAUCGCCACCUCUCCUUACACUGAGAGAGAGCUGAAGCAGAUUCUUAAGAUCCGGUGUGAGGAGGAGGAUGUUGAGCUGAGUGAGGAGGCUCACAUGGUCCUCACUCGCAUCGGCAUGGAGACGUCGCUGCGCUACGCCAUCCAGCUGAUCAGCACUGCAGGACUGGUGUGCCGUAAACGUAAGGGGACAGAAGUUCAAGUGGAGGACAUUAAACGGGUUUACUCUCUGUUCCUGGAUGAGGCCAGAUCCUCCCAGUACAUGAAGGAGUAUCAGGAUUCCUUCCUCUUUAAUGAAACACAAACAUCAUCCAUGGAUACCUCAUAAUCAAGAGGACUGCCUUGUAUAAUAACCGUCAGCCUUGUUUUUGUUCGUUCUUAGUACCCAGAUUUAAAGUCAGUUCAGAGUUGGACAAUAAAUUAGAUUUUAACUUCAAUUUACAGCAAAGAAAGAAAAAAAAUGCAGUAAAUUCUUAAUUAUUUCUCUUUCCAAAAGAAAAUUUAAAACUCAGUGCUGAAAUUGGAUUUAAAAUGGAUCAAUCUGCAUUAUCCUAAGGCUUUUCCGUGUUGUCAUGUGGUAGGAACAUUCAUUCCCUUGUAGUUUUGUUUUUUACUUCUCUUUAUGUGAUUUAUUUCUUUAGAUCUAAAUAAACUGGCUUUUGUACUACA